Molecule: messenger RNA, 3208 nt
Organism: Thunnus maccoyii (southern bluefin tuna)
Lineage: Eukaryota; Metazoa; Chordata; Actinopteri; Scombriformes; Scombridae
Gene: syt19
Product: synaptotagmin XIX
Exons: 11
Coding region: 1220-2491 (423 amino acids)
Biological process (GO): cellular response to calcium ion; regulation of calcium ion-dependent exocytosis; regulation of dopamine secretion
Cellular component (GO): synapse; axon
Molecular function (GO): calcium-dependent phospholipid binding; phosphatidylserine binding; calcium ion binding
Source: RefSeq, a predicted model, not a curated record
UCCAUGAACUAUAUGAUCAUAUGAUGAUGAAUUUUUUUACAGAUACAUGGACCCAAAAUGAUGAAGCCUACUGAUUUUGGUGAUUCUAUAGCUUUUCCUUUGGCACCAUUAUGAGUUUGACAUUUGGGUCUUUUAGUGAAAUAUCUCAAAAGCUAUUGGAUGGAUUGUCAUGAAAUUUGAUACAGAUAACCAUGUUGCCCAGAGGAUGCAAUAUAAUGACUUUUCAUUUAGCACUAUAAUCAAAUCCCAUUUUUAACUUAUGGGCAGAGGACUUUGAGAAGAGGGUUAGCAGGUUGCUAUGGAAGUGGCAGGGACUACCAUGGAGUCUGAGCAGCGUUUCCCUAUACAAGCAGAACAACAAGCAGAAGCUCCCCUCAGCAGCCUGAAUUCAUGGUGACCCGUACUAGGGAGGUUCUGCAAUACUGAGAGUCCUGCGACCCAAAAGUUUCUCAGGCUGGCAUUGAGGUCAGGACAGGAUGGAAGUGGAGGGCAGCAGAGGCCGUGGAUGUCGCUGAGUCACAGCUAAGGCACAGGGUGCUGAUGGGCUCAGUGUCUCAUGGAAGGGCUGGCCUGGGUAGCAGCCUACCACUUCACUGCAAAAAGGUGCAGGAAAAGGACGAGGUCGUGGAUCUAGGAUGAGGUGCAAGCAUCAGUUGAGGAGGAGCGAGCCAGCAGGAUGGUUGGAAUGCAGCAGCAGGGAGCCUGGACAAGAUGGAAGCAAGCGGUGGAGUUCAAAGAUACUGAAGUGAUGUAAUCAAGUUUGCAUCAAGGUGGCUGUGGAUCAGGAGAGGAGAGGGGUGGAUGGAGUAAACUACCUGGACACAAGCUUGGGCUUGGUCAGCCCCAACUGGCUCGCCUGGUCGAGGGUUUCUGAUUGUUGAAAGACUCAAAACACCCAAUGACCCCAGGUAACAUCACUGAUGAUGUAUCCAGGUGCAUCACAAGAUGCAGUGAAACAUCUCAACAUCUACUUGAUGGAAUGCAGGCAGUUCUACAAAAUAAUUGGUGACAAACCUGCAAGAUAAUGAUGACAAUGAAAAGCUUUUUGGACAAAAGUCAUGUGAAAACAUGAUCUUGUGUCAGUGGCACGUUACAAUUAAAGCGAGAGCUCACAACAUGGAUUUAUAGUACAGCAGAAGGUGUGCAUUCCUGAAGAAAAAGAUGGCAUGAGUUUUCAUUAGUGAAGCUCUAUGUGUAGGCCACAUGGAGGUAGAGAGUCAUGGUGACACUGGUGGACUUUCCUGCCCCUGUGGAGCCGCUGUCAGCUGCUGGAGAGCUAAAGAUGCCCUUCUCAGACACAAUCAAGUACUGCAUCCUGGGCAUCUCCAUCACACUUCUUCUGCUGGCGUUGGGCAUUUUGGCCUGGCAGGCCUUCAGAUGCUGCACACAGAAGCACACUGCAUACACUCAGCAAGAUACAGUGAAUAGUGAACCGCUGUACUCAGCUGGCAGGUCCACAACAGCAAGACACUACUCAGGAUCUCCAAGUACUAAGGUAGUGGAUGUCGGUAUGGAGGUCUGCAGGCUGAGCCGCUGUUUGUCUCAGGCCUCGUUUCCCUCCUCAGAAUCAAUCCUGGCAGAUGGGGACAUGGGGGAGCAGGCCAAUAUUAGAAAGGUCGAUGGAUCGAUACGAUUCUCCGUCUACUAUGACCGGCUGCAGUCCCUUCUGGUGGUCACCGUCUUGGAGGCGGAGGGGCUACUGGAACAAAGCCAGAUCCGCAGCCUCCAGCCAUUUGUCAAGCUAAGACUCAUGUGGGCAGGAUCAAACAGUGGGGAAGUGGAGAGCAGUACGGAUGAGGAGGGUGAAGGGAUGCCGCCUGUGAUGUGGACAGUGCUGCAGGAGUGGCAGACGCGAAUUGUGAAAGGCACCUGUAACCCUUUGUUUGGAGACCAGUUCAGCUGUGUUCUGUGCGAGGAUAAGGAGCUUCAUCACAUCAACCUCAGGAUGGAGGUGAGGGACUUUGAUAAAUUCUCCAGACACACAGUGUUGGGAGAGGUGAGGGUUCCUAUAGGGCACCUCAACAUCUCCUACCCUCUGGAGCUACAAGAAGAUCUGCAGACACCCCAGAAGGAUCUUGUAGGAGAAGUGCUUCUGUCAUUGAAGUUUCUUCCCACUUCUCAGAGGCUUGAGGUUGGACUGCUAAAGGUCAGAACGGUCCUCACUGACAUACGCUCAGAUGCAGCCAUGUAUGCCAGGAUCAGCGUGCAGUGCAACCAGUGCAAGUUGAGGUACCAGAAAACCUCUGCAGUGGCCCGCUGCAUGAUGACUGUCUUCAAUGAGGUUGUCAUGUUCUCCUUGCCAGAGGUUCCUCUGGAACAGUGUAAAAUUUUGGUUUCUGUAUAUGAGACUAUAACGACUAUGAAAUCAGCCAAGCGUCUGAUUGGACAGUUGACUGUGGGUAAGGAGAAGAGUUUGGAAGACAAGCACUGGAGCCUGAUGAUGCGCUCAGUCCGUCAGCCAAUAGCAAAGUGGCAUGGCCUGUUCAUUUGAGUUACAUCUCAUAAAGCCCCUCUCCUGCACUUCCUGGAUGCGCAUACCUGCUUGUAUUUAACUGAAAGCUGUGGUGCUUGUCUGUCAGGCUGUUGAGAGAUCUGCACCUGCUUACCUGCAGGUCAAACAUGGACUCAUCUCCUUCCUGACUUCAUAGUGGUCGACAGAUCUUUCUGUGUUUAGGACAGUGGCGUGACUGCCCAACUGAAACCUUAGCUCACUCAGUUUACUUAUUCAUUCACAUAUCUUUUACCAUUCUUUUUUAGCUCCAAAUCUCAUCAUAUUGAAAGGGCUCUAUGGAUCUGACCUUUGCACUCCUUCUAUCUAAAGGAGUUUGACUUAGUGUUGCACUUACUAUACUGCACUCUGAAUAACUGUAUUGUUUGUGUUACGUUUAUAUUUAUCUUCAAACUGUGCUCUACUCUGCAUUAUUAAAUCUGUAUAUCACAACUCUGAAUGUUCAGUAAAUUUAACAAUUUACCAUAAAUAAGAGUUCAACAAAACACAAUAUAAAUUGCUUAUACUGAGCAACAUACAUACACACACAUAUAUAUACACACCAGGGUAGUUGGUAACUAGUCCCUCUUCUCCAGGGACACCCUGUUCACAUUUAUACAGUUAAACACAUUAACAACUGAUGUUUAUGUAUGAAGUGAUAAGGUGUUUCGCUUUUAGACUCUCCAAUGGAUGUACCACAGUAACCUGCAUUGAUUUAAU